Molecule: messenger RNA, 1773 nt
Organism: Peronospora matthiolae
Lineage: Eukaryota; Oomycota; Peronosporomycetes; Peronosporales; Peronosporaceae
Source: the annotation of a GenBank genome assembly
AUGUCGCGCUAUACCUUCCUGCCAACGUCGUAUCAGGCGUCGUCCAGCGAGGUUUACAGCCGCAGUGCCCGGCUCGAAGACGCGUCCAAGCGGCCACUGGAACGGGAACACUAUGGCGUGUACACGACCGUGACGCACACGCGUCAGCAGCUGCGACAGCCGCAUCGCCCGCCCAAACAUCGGUCCAGUACGAGCAGCGACAGCAGCAGCAGCAGCAGCAGUCGCGCGAACGUUGGAGCAGCUUCAGCCGUUCGGAGCGACGGGGGACAAUACACGCUGCAGUUACUGGCCUACCGGUCCAUUUUCGUGCUUCAAGGCGCUUUUAUGGGCAUGUUGGGCCCAUCGCUCGUGUUUUUCUCGGAGCAAGUUACGAAAGAGUCGGGCGUGGUCACGCCCGUGUACGGAUUUGGCCCCAUCUUUGCCGCUCAUGGAGGCGCCGCCCUCGUCAUGAGCUUCAUGAGUGACUUUGUGCUCUCGUACUGCACGGCGAAGAAGUGGAUGAAGCAGCUGAUUGUGGUCCUGCUGCUCUGCAGUGGCACGUGGUACGCGUGCCUGACCCCAGUGACUGUGGCCACGGGCAACGUCGGCGUUGGGCUCUACUUUAUUGCAAAGGGGUUCUGGACGGCACUGCUUAACAUCACACUAAAUCGCUGCUCGCUAUGGAUUGCGGGAGCCAAAAAUCCGCAGAGACGCCGCAUCGUCACGUCGAUGAAUAUCAACUAUGGUCUUGGCUGCGUGUUGGGUGCUGUUGGAGCGUUGGUGCUUACAAAGCUGGACCUUGACUUGGGCUAUGCAUUCUUUGGAUUGGCUAUCCUGACGGUCUUUCCAGCAGUGCUGGUCGCGAUGCUGCCGAGUCCACACAACUCCGAGGGAAGCGACGAGCAGCAGACGCUGUUGUCUUUCGAGGAUCCCACGCGCCGCGUCCCUGCAGUACCUAGUCCGAUUGUGGGAGGUGUUUUCUUGCACGCGAAGCAUGUCAGUGGCUCCAAGAACUGCAAUCCAGAUACUUACGAUUCGAAGAACAACUUUAUCAUCCUGCUCGUGACCAUCUCCGCCACUGUGCUUUUUGGCAUUCAACUCGGUCUUGCAGCCUUUUUGUACGUGUACAUCGGCACGGUGCUAAUGGAAGGCGAGAAAACCGUACAAAUUGAGGCAGUGGGCUCCAGUGACAGCCGCGGCACUAUAAGUGGGAACAGCCAACGAGUGUGGCAGUGCGCCUUCAUGGUGCUGUUUUGGGGAUCGCUGACGGUGUCGUACGUGGUGCUUCCGAGAUUUUUGUUCCACGACAAGAACCUCUACUCCAUCGUGGUUUGCACUGUCGUAUGUGGUGCAAGUUCGUUUGGUCUUCUGUUCGGCGCUGAAGCGGGGCUCAUUGUCUUUGCGGCGUGCCUCGUGUUGUUCUCGUCUGCUUUGGCUCCGCUCUUCACGCUCAGCAUCCACUGCUUAACUCGCGUGAUCAAUGAACAGCUGAUCAGCCGCGUGUCGUCGCUUAUUGUAUUCGGCUGUGGUAUGGGCGAGGUGUUCAUUCCGGUGCUGAUGGGCUUUUUCAUGAGUGGUCAGAGCGGGCAAGCAAACGGAGCCGUCGCCGUGAGCUACAUCACCUUUAUUCUCGCUCUGACGCUCGUGGGUGUUAGCGUUGUAUUGCUUUGGAUGGUGAAAGCAAGAUUGAAAGAGCUGCCAGAGCCUGUCGACGAGCUUGAAGGAAACAGUGAAAUGGGUCGGAUGCGCGCAGCUCGUGCUAGUCAUGUCGUUCGGGAGGCUGCACACUUUUGA